Molecule: messenger RNA, 1527 nt
Organism: Thyridium curvatum
Lineage: Eukaryota; Fungi; Ascomycota; Sordariomycetes; Thyridiales; Thyridiaceae
Exons: 6
Coding region: 1-1527 (508 amino acids)
Biological process (GO): transmembrane transport
Cellular component (GO): membrane
Molecular function (GO): transmembrane transporter activity
Source: RefSeq, a predicted model, not a curated record
AUGGCCCCCGAGAAAGCUAUCCAGCCCGCCGGCGACGAUGAUGUUCGCCGUGCGCCGUCUCCGCAGCCUCACGGCGAGAUCGAGGACCUCAAGGAGAAGCAGCACCAACUCGAUGCGGCCGCCGAGUUUGUGCGCGUCCACCAAGAUGAAUACGGCGAAAUCACGCCCGAGGAAGAGCGCCGGGUGCUACGCAAGAUUGACAUGCGGCUGAUGCCGAUUAUGCUUGUUACUAUCACCCUAGCUGCCGUCGAUAAAAUUGUCAUCUCCAACGCCGCUCUCUAUGGCAUGCAGACUGAUACCGGCCUUGUCGGACAGCUGUACAGCUGGAGUGGCUCGAUUUUCUACUUCGGAUACCUGAAGUUGCCUGUCGGCAAGCUUCUGGGCACAUCCUGUAUCAUCUGGUCUGCUAUUGUCACCUUGAUGGCAGCUACACACAACCCGCCGGGCAUUAUGGUCCUGCGCUUCCUCAUGGGUGCCCUCGAGGCACCAUUGUUCCCGGCCUGCUCCAUCAUCACUGUCAUGUGGUACAAGCGAUCUGAGCAGCCCAUUCGUACAGCAAUCUGGUUCUCUGGACUCUCCUCACUUGUUACAGGAAUUGUCUCCUAUGGCAUUGGCCACACCAACACGGCCGUCGCUCCGUGGCGGCUUCUCUUCAUUGUCCUUGGUGGCUUUACCUUCCUCUGGUCCAUCUUUAUCACGAUCAUGCUCCCCGACUCUCCUAUCAAGAACAAAUUCCUAAAUGAACGCGAGAAGUAUGUUGCCAUCAUGCGGAUCAAGAACAACAUGACGGGAACAGAGUCCAAGGAGUUCAAGUUCUAUCAAGUCCGCGAGGCUCUCACCGACUGGAAGACGUGGCCCCUGGUCAUCUUCGCCCUCUGCAUCAACAUUCCCAAUGGCGGCCUGGUGACUUUCGCCGCUCAGAUUGUCUCUGGUCUGGGAUACAGCAAGCUCAACACAACACUCUUGGGCAUGCCCACAGGUGUUGUCAUGACCCUUGGUGCCUGGUCGCUUGCCUAUCCCGCUUCGAGAAUCAAGAACAUCCGAUGCAUACUUGCCGCCGGCAGCUGCUUGAUUCCAUUGACCUGCUGCAUCCUAAUGAUGAAACUGCCCCGCUCAAACCAGCAGGGACUGCUUGCCUCGUACUACUGCUUCUACUUCUACUGGGCUCCUUAUGUGACCGUCACCUCGCUCCCAUUCGCCAACACGUCCGGGCACACCAAGAAGACCACGAUCAAUGCGCUCAUGUUCAUCGCCUACUGCGUCGCCAACAUCAUCGCCCCGCAGUUCUUCAUUGCCAAGGAGGCUCCCUCUUACGGCACUGGCUACCACGCCAUCCUGGGCUUCAUUUCCGCGGGCAUAUGCAUGCUGGGUGUCUACGCCGUCGGCAUAAGAUUCGAGAACAUCAAGCGUGAGAAGUUCGAGGCUGAGCAGCGCGCUGCCGGCGUCGAUGUGGACGCCGAGCGCGAGGCCGAGGCUUUGUUGGACAAGACUGAUCGCGAGAAGUUGUACUUCCGCUAUCUCUACUGA